GCUUGGCAAAUGGGUACAUACUGCUACUCACAUGUUCCACGUAGCCCCCUAAUGUGUUAGCAAAUUAGGGUAGUGCAAUAACAUGCAAAGGCAACAAGACAGAAGGAGAACUGUCCAUUUCUCACCCAUGCCCACACCCCAACCCUACCUUUGCUCUCCUAUAAAUUCCAACCCCUGCCGAGUAGCCGCUUCACCAAACUACCCUCCCCCAUUUCUAUUACCUACCGAUCGCUUAAGCCUAGCUAGCUAGCUAUGGCCAAAACUACUUAUAGUACUCCACUGCCAUUCGUGCCAAAACCACUGCUCUUCCUCAUCCUAUUCUCUUUGUCGACCCUAACACUAUUUCACCGCAGCUGCCUUGCCCAGCUUGAGCUACAGAAGCCCCAAUUGUAUGGUGACCACCAACCCCGGCGGCUGCACCGAGGCUUCAGAACCGAGUGCCGCAUCGACCGCCUACGGGCUCUCAAGCCCACCCGCUCGGUCCAGUCGGAGGCCGGAGAGACAGAGUAUUACGACCAAGAUAACAAGCAGUUACAGUGUGUGGGGGUGGCAGUGAUUCGUCUUACCAUCCAUCUAAGAGGGCUCUUGGUGCCUUCCUACACCAAUGCACCUCAGCUCAUCCACAUCCUUCAAGGAAGGGGAAUUCUAGGAAUAGUGAUCCCAGGGUGCCCGGAGACGUACGAAUUUUCAAGCUGGUCGCAGCAGAAAGGCAAAGAAGGGAGACAACAGUAUAGAGACCGAUAUCAGAAGCGUCGACGGGUGCGGGAGGGGGAAGUUGUGGCCCUGCCCGUCGGAGUGGUUUAUUAUCUUUACAACGACGGGGAGGAAGACCUUGUUGUCGCGAAGAUCCUUGACACUAGCAAUGACGCCAACCAGCUUGAUCCCCGAGCCAAAAGCUUCUAUCUAGCUGGUUAUCCGCGUAAAGAAGGCGAAAGGGGUGAGGAGAAGAUGGAGAGAGAACGUGUUUUUGCGGGUUUGGGGAAGGAGCUGCUGGGAGAGGCUUUUGACACCAGAACGAGGCUAACAGAGAAGUUGCAGGGCAAAGCAGAUGCUGAUGAGUACGGUAUUAUCGUUUACAUCGAAGAACAAGAGCUUCGACUUUUAGCCCCAGAAACCCAACGUGAAGAAGAGGAAGACAAAGAUGACAAUAGUAAUGGGUUGGAGGAGAAUAUCUGCACCUUGAGACUGCAAGAGAAUUUAGCCCGGCCGUCCCGCGCCGACUUGUUCAACCCUCGCGGCGGCCGCGUUGCCACCAGCAACAGCCAUACACUCCCCAUCUUGAAAUCUCUCAGAUUGAACGCUCAGAACGUGGUUCUCUACAAGAACGCAAUUGUGGGGCCCCAUUACCAGAUGAACGCGCACAGCGUGGUGUAUGUGAGGAGGGGUAGUGGUCGGGUUCAGGUGGUGGGAGACUCUGGAAAAACCGUAUUCGAUGGUGAGAUUGAGAAGGGCGAGGUUUUGGUAAUUCCCCAGAACUUCGUUUCGCUGACAAAGGCUAGCGACUCAGGGUUAGAAUAUGUAGCGGUGAAGACCAACGACAACGCCAUGGAAACCCCUCUCGCUGGCGAGUUCUCGGUUUUCAGGUCAUUGCCGGUGGGCGUACUUUCAGCCUCCUACGACAUUUCCAGGGAGGACGCACAAAGCUUGAAGGAGAAUCGGAGGGAGCAAACUAUUUUUGGUCCACGGUCAACUCGGGAACGUGAUCAUAAUGAGCGAAGGGCCGACGUUUGAGUACUACAUGGACCGAUGCAGCUUAAUCAUAAAUUAGGCUUAGAGAAUAAAGGUCUCAUAUUGGAGCUGGAGAGUUGGUGUUGUUCCCAUCACUCCCCCUCUCCUGUUACUCGUCUAUGCGGCAUAAGCUAAUAAAAGGAAAGAACCUUUCUUC
Malania oleifera is the source of this 1885-nucleotide messenger RNA. RefSeq names its product cocosin 1-like. Bases 253 to 1731 code for a protein of 492 amino acids. Lineage: Eukaryota; Viridiplantae; Streptophyta; Magnoliopsida; Santalales; Ximeniaceae. The transcript has 4 exons. Gene Ontology annotation, molecular function: nutrient reservoir activity. The record is from RefSeq and is a predicted model, not a curated record.